This is a messenger RNA of Cryptomeria japonica (Japanese cedar), 1320 nucleotides long. RefSeq names its product protein RADIALIS-like 3. Bases 667 to 1002 code for a protein of 111 amino acids. Gene Ontology annotation, molecular function: DNA-binding transcription factor activity. The transcript is spliced from 2 exons. Lineage: Eukaryota; Viridiplantae; Streptophyta; Pinopsida; Cupressales; Cupressaceae. The record is from RefSeq and is a predicted model, not a curated record.
CUGACAGUGGUAGAGGAGAAUCCUGAUUGUGGAUUCCGAUCGCUAGACUCUGAUAUUCUUUUGAUUCUUAUUCUGAUCGCUAGUUUAUCCUGUGGCCUGCAUAGAGAUGAGUCACUCAUUCUGUAGAUUCUGACAACUGGCUCCCUAUUACAAAAUCCAAGCUCCACUCUAUUUAUAAGGACAUCCAGAUUAGCCAAGUAUAGUGCCCAAAGCAAACAGCUUCCCCUACACUAGAACCUCAGUAGCAAUUUAGCCUCAAAGCCCAGAAGGCUCCUUGUAUCAAAUCUCCUGUCUUCAACUUUUUAGUUUGAAAUUUUGAAUGACCUUAUUGAAUUGGUUCUUAGUUCUCGUUUAAGGUACUUAGAGAGAUUUUGGCAUGACUUAUUAGUCCUUUGUCUUGCAGCUUUUCUUUUGUUUUAGUCCUUAGGUUUUAUAUUUGUUUUAGUCCUUAAUUUGAAUGAUUUCUAAACUACCUGGCAUAGAGACUACCUUUAACUUUUAUCUUAAUUGCUUCACAAUCUUCUCUGUGAGCUAUAAGUAAGUCCUCUAUAAUUUCUUUUACAAAAGCUGCUUUACUCCAAGGUCUGCAGAACAUAUCAAAGUGAAGUACAUUGUAUUUUUAAGUUCUUCCCUAAAUUUGUUUGCUUAGAACCCCAAGUUAACAAAAUGGCUGAUAAAGGUUCUUCAUCUGGAAGAAAUUCCACAUCAAUGUGGACUGCCAAGCAAAAUAAAUUGUUUGAAAGGGCCCUAGCUAUUCACGACAAAGAGACUCCUGACCGUUGGCAAAAUGUGGCUGCCAUGGUUGAUGGGAAAUCUGCUGCUGAAGUGAAAAGGCACUAUGAUGUUCUGUUAGAUGAUUUGAACUGUAUUGAGGCAGGCGAAGUGCCUAUUCCCAACUAUAAAUCCUCGAGUCCUAACAAUGGGGUGGGCUCCGGAGGCAAAAAUUCUGGCAACUGGGGCGACAAGGAAAAUGGGCAAUUUAUGCGCAUGAGGCUCCAAUGAGACAGGUUACCAUAAGUGAUAUUUGACUAUUAUAGCUCCCUAUAAUACUUUAUGCAAUGCAAAUUCGACAGCUUUCGAGAAAAAGGGGGGAAAUAAAUGAUCUUCAGAAGCAGAAAAAAGAAAAGAUAUGGAACCUAUGAUACCAGGAAGCAUAGAUGUUAUGGAAAGAAUUAUAUUCUCCCCUUCGAGGAAUCUCUGAAAAUGUCUGUAAAAUGCUUUCUAUAUUGCAUAUACUGCAACUCUUAUGUAUUUCUGAUUGUUUCAUUUUAUGUAAGGCUUAUAUUGUAAGAUAUAAAAAUAUGUUUUAUUAUAAGUGGA